GUUCCCCAGCAGCGAGAAGAAGCUUCGCAAGGGGGCUUCAGUGGCUUCUGUUCUGUGCGAUGUUCCUGAACGAAGUGGAAGAGACCCCGCCAGAGGUCGUCAGAGAUCCUGCCUGUGACGCAUUGGGCUGUGAGCCUGGUGGCAAAUGUGAGGUGGAUGGAAACGGAGAGCGCUACUGCAAGUGGGACUCACCCUGUGGCGCCUGCCCCACUGGAGCCACAUGCAAGACUGUGCCUGCGACCAACAAGCCUUCGGUGCAGGUGCCUUACUGCGCGUGCCCUGAAGGCUAUAAUAUAACCGCGACCCAGUGUGUUGCAG
Messenger RNA from Closterium sp. Yama58-4, 318 nucleotides. NCBI's taxonomy places the organism in Eukaryota, Viridiplantae, Streptophyta, Zygnematophyceae, Desmidiales, Closteriaceae. The record is from the annotation of a GenBank genome assembly.